AUGGCGAUAACAACUCACAAGCCAAUAGGAGCCUCUAUUUUCUCUCUAAUCCUUAAAAAAAAGGCUAUUCGCCUAAAUCUUGCUUCCUACUCCUCUCUCUCUCCCUGCGAGUAUUGUUCGACAAGAGCUAACCAGAAGCAGAAGAGUCUUGUUACGUUCCUGAGCAGCAGUACAAGGGGAAAGGGACGUUCUUUAGUGAGUGUGAAAUCAGUGUUGAACAACACAAGACCGAACAUCAACGAUAAUGAAACAGCUGAGCCUUCCAAGGUUCUUCUGGAGAAAUUAUUCGCUCGGACACAGAGAUUGGAGAGACAAACGAAUCAAGACUCGGUUUAUCCUGAUGAGGAUAUGCCCUAUUCAAGCCUUGGGGUGCUUGAGUCUGACCUUCAGGCUGCGUUAGUAGCCUUGUUGAAAAGGGAAGAGGAGUUGCAAGGUGCAGAGAGGAAGGUUCUCUCCGAGAAAAAUAAACUGAACCGGGCAAAGGAGGAGUUAGAAAACCGAGAGAGGAUACUUGUUGACGCUUCUUUGAAGCAUGAAAGUCUACAAGAGGAGCUGAGGAAGGCAAAUGUGGAGUUAGCUUCUCAAGCUAGAGAGAUAGAAGAAUUGAAGCAUAAGCUUUGGGAAAGAGACGAGGAAUUUGUUGCCUUGCAAUCGUCCUUGGCUUUGAAAGAGCGAGAGCUAGAUAAAAUGCGUGAUGAGAUUGCAAACAAAAGCAAGGAGGUCUCUGUGGCUAUUUCAAAUUUUGAAAACAAGUCGCAACUCUUAAGCAAAGCCAAUGACGUUGUUAAGAGACAAGAAGGUGAAAUAUACGCACUUCAGAGAGCUCUCAAGGAGAAUGAAGAAGAACUAGAAAUUUCUAAGGCUACGAAGAAACUUGAACGGGAAAAACUCAGAGAAACAGAAGCCAACUUGAAGCAGCAGACGGAAGAGUGGCUGAUAGCCCAGGAUGAAGUGAAUAAGCUUAAGGAGGAGACCGUGAAACGGUUAGGAGAAGCCGAUGAAACCAUGGAGGACUUCAGGAGAGUGAAAGAGCUUCUGACUGAUGUGAAAUUUGAACUUGUUUCUUCUCGGGAAGCUUUGGUAAUUUCCAGGGAGCAAAUGGAAGAAAAGGAGCUACUAUUAGAAAAACAAUUAGAGGAACUCGAGGAACAGAGGAAAAGUGUGUUAUCAUACAUGCAAAGCUUGAGGGAUGCUCACACUGAAGUAGAAAGUGAGAGAGUAAAACUCAGAGUUGCCGAGGCGAAGAACAUUGCACUUGAGCUGGAAAUAUCGGUCCAAAAGGAAAUGCUGGAGGAAUUACGAGAGGAGUUGAAGAAAGAGAAAUCUCUGUUGGAGCAAGCUACGCAUGAUAUAUCCGUUAUUCAAGAUGAGCUGAACAAAAAAACUGACGCUUUUCAGGUGUCACAGAAUCUGCUUCAGGAGAAAGAGUCAAGCUUGGUGGAGGCCAAACUAGAGAUUCAGCAUCUGAAGUCUGAACAGGCUUCUCUAGAACUAUUACUACAAGAAAAGGAUGAAGAACUCACCGAAGCUCGAAAUAAAUUGGAAAUAGUGAACCGGGAGGUAACAGAGCUAAAGAUGCUUAUGACCACUAGAGAAGAUCAGCUUAUGCAGGCAACUGCAAUGCUCAAGGAGAAAGAUGUCCACCUUCACAGAAUAGAAGGUGAGCUGGGCAGUUCCAAGCAGAAAGUCACUGAAGCUGAAAUGGUGGUGGAAAGAAUUGCAGAAUUGACGAGCAGAUUGCUUAUGUCAACCACCAACGGUCAAAAUCAGAACGCAAUGAGGAUUGACAAUGAGAUAAGUUUUGACUCGAUGCAGGAACCACUAGAGAAACCUCACGAUGAUUACGGUAUGGAGAACAAGCGGCUAGUGAUGGAGUUAAACUUCACCAGAGAAAAUCUUCGGAUGAAAGAAAUGGAAGUUCUAGCUGUGCAGAGGGCUUUGACGUUUAAAGACGAAGAGAUCAAUGUGGUCAUGGGAAGAUUAGAAGCCAAGGAGCGGGAACUCAAGAAAUUGAAAGAAGAAACGGUCAAUGAAAGUGAAGAUUUGAAAAUGCUAUAUGCCUUGGCACAAGAGAGAAUCGAGGGGAGAACAAUGGGUGAUCUCGCCAUAGAGAAGCUUCAGCUUGAGGCAGCUCAACUCGAAGUUGAAGCGGCAACGAGCGCAUUACAGAAGCUUGCAGAAAUGAGCACGGAACUUCUAACUCAAGCUGACAUGAGCAUCGAGGCUGACUCCAAUUUCAUUGUAAUGCCAGAAGACGGGAUUCAUCGGGAAAACAAUUCAGCCGAAAGCAACGAUUGUAUUACCGAGGUAAAAUCAGAAGUUGUCAGGCUCUGGUCCUUAACAGAGAAACUCCUGGAGAAUGCAGGAAUUGUUGCUGGUACAUCCACAGGCAUGAAAGGUGCGACUUUAUAA
Molecule: messenger RNA, 2412 nt
Organism: Arabis nemorensis
Lineage: Eukaryota; Viridiplantae; Streptophyta; Magnoliopsida; Brassicales; Brassicaceae
Source: the annotation of a GenBank genome assembly